GAGAUUGACAGGGCGCUCGGCCAGUCGGGCCCAGUCCCGCCUCGCCCCGGCAUCCGGCGCGGACGCCAUGGUGCGCUUCAAGCACAGGUACCUUCUGUGCGAGCUGGUGUCGGAGGACGCGCGCUGCCGCCUGAGCCUGGACGACCGCGUGCUGGGCGGGCUGGUCCGCGACACCAUCGCCCGGGUGCACGGGGCCUUCGGCGCCGCCGCCUGCUCGGUGGGCUUUGCAGUCCGCUAUCUGAAUGCCUACACCGGAGUAGCACUACUUCGCUGCCGAAAGGAUUUCUACCAGCUUGUGUGGUCAGCUCUUCCUUUCAUCACUUGCUUGGAGAACAAAGGACACCGUUAUCCCUGUUUUUUCAACACGUUACACGUGGGAGGUACAAUAAGAACCUGUCAGAAGUUCCUGAUUCAGUACAACCGCAGACAGCUGUUGGUCUUGUUGCAGAAUUGCACUGAUGAAGGAGAGCGGGAAGCCAUCAAGAAGUCUGUCACAAGAAGCUGCCUGCUGGAGAAAGAGUCUGUUGAAGAGCUUUCAGACAUUGCCAGCGAAGAGGCUUUGGAAGCAAUGGAGUGACCCUGUUUCCAGGCCCACUGUGGAAC
Messenger RNA from Acomys russatus (golden spiny mouse), 603 nucleotides. RefSeq names its product POP5 homolog, ribonuclease P/MRP subunit (gene Pop5). The transcript is spliced from 5 exons. Gene Ontology annotation, molecular function: ribonuclease P RNA binding. NCBI's taxonomy places the organism in Eukaryota, Metazoa, Chordata, Mammalia, Rodentia, Muridae. Gene Ontology annotation, biological process: tRNA 5'-leader removal. Bases 68 to 577 code for a protein of 169 amino acids. The record is from RefSeq and is a predicted model, not a curated record. Gene Ontology annotation, cellular component: ribonuclease P complex.